Molecule: messenger RNA, 681 nt
Organism: Juglans microcarpa x Juglans regia
Lineage: Eukaryota; Viridiplantae; Streptophyta; Magnoliopsida; Fagales; Juglandaceae
Product: protein FAR1-RELATED SEQUENCE 5-like
Exons: 1
Coding region: 1-681 (226 amino acids)
Molecular function (GO): zinc ion binding
Source: RefSeq, a predicted model, not a curated record
AUGAAGAAUGUAUUGAUGAAAUGUGUGUAUGACACGCAAAUUGUUAAAGAGUUUGAGAAAUUUUGGGAUCAGUUAAUCACCACUUACAACUUACAUGAGAAUGUCUGGCUGAAAAGUUUAUACACUAAGCGUGAGUAUUGGGUGCCGGCAUUCUUGAAGGAUUGUUUUUGGGCUAAGAUGAGUAUAACGCAGUGCAGCGAGAGCAUGAAUUCUUUUUUCGAUGGUUAUGUUCAUGCUAAAAUAAACUUGAAAGACUUUGUUGAUCAAUUUGAUAGUGCGUUGAAAAACAAAAUUGAGAGUGAAAAUAAUGCGGACUUCCACUCAUUUAGCAUUACCAUUUCUUGCAUAUCUAAAUCUCCUAUCGAAAAGAGAUUUCAAGAGUUGUACACAAAUACUAAAUUUAGGGAAGUUCAGAUGCAACUUACCGACAUUAUCGAUUUGGAUCCAGAGUUACUUAAGAGGGAUGGUGCAGUAAAGACCUAUCUAGUAGAGAACGAAGUUCGUGUGGAAAAGUUCACUAAGUUGGUUACGUUUUCUGUGGACUUUAGUGAGGAAGAUGUAGAUGCUAAGUGUUCAUGUGGUUUAUUUCAGUUGAGGGGUAUAUUGUGUAGGCACAUUUUCGCUGUAUUUAAAUAUAACGGGAUAAAAUCCCUGCUAGAGAAGUACAUUUUAGAUCGAUAG